AUGGUCUACAUCGCCCAACCACAGUCGGCUCUGCCCCUUGCCGAAGGCUUCCACAAGGAUCUUUCCUGCGACGCUCGUGGCUACCUCGGCAAGGAAAACUGGCCACGAUCCCAAAAGCAGUCCACUUCUUACAAGCAGACAGACUCCGCGGCUCCUCUCGCUGCAAUCCCCUUCCCAACAACAGCACAAGCAGCAACCGACUCGGAUGCCGAAGUGGAAGCCGCGACGACCACAGCUCCUAUUGCCGCGUCCGCUCAGGAUGAUGCCGACCUCAAGUCGUCCACCUCGGUUAGCGACUGGUGCGCUCAGAUGGUCUGCUACAUCUGGUUCAGCGGCAUCGACAGCCACGAAGCCAGCUACCCGCUCUCCUGCGCCUCUAGCCCUUCCUCCCACCCCGGCCGUCUCUCCGUCACCAGCUCGCCUACCGCCUCCACCUCCUCCGCACACCAGCGUCACUCAAAGAAGCUGAGCCUUGGCAGUCUUUCCGAAGCCGUCUCGUUCUCGGUGCGUGACCUCCACAAUGCCGUCGAGGCUCACGCCCGCUCCGCUGUCGACUCGCCGCGCUCCCGGCCCAGCGCAUCCGAACGAUCCAACGACCCGCGUCUACUCCGCCUCUUCCCCCGACGCCGCUUCACCGACUUUGUCCGCAACAUGCUCAACACCACACAGGUCUCUAAAUCGGUCAUCAUCCUGGCUCUCCUCUACAUCCACAGGCUCAAGUCCAAGAACCCGGGUCUCCGUGGUCAGGAUGGCAGCGAGUUCCGCCUCUUUGUCACCGCCCUCAUGCUCGCCAACAAGUUCCUCGACGACCACACCUACACCAACAAGACAUGGUCCGAGCUGUCUGGCCUCAAGCUCAAGGACAUCACCAAGAUGGAGAUCGAGUUCUGGCUUGGUCUCUCUUCCAACAUUCACGCUUCCGACGUCGACUUUCGCAGCUGGAUUGGCACGCUCGAGAUUCUCGCAGAGCGUCGUCAGCUCGCUCUCAGCGCACACGAAGCCGAAAAGAUCCGCCAAGCUGCUCUCCACCACCAGCACAACUUGGUUCAGCAGCAUCACCCUUCCACAAGGCAACCCACUCUGCUUUCUCCCCACUCAGCACCUGGCCUCGCCUCGAUCUACGACACUCCCCGCCGCAUCGCACACAACUCUCGUGUUAGUCAGUCGCGAUCGUGGUCGCCAGAGCACCUUGCCGUCGACUCCCGUCCUCGUUCGUCGUCAGCUACCAGCCACUUGAGCCACGUCUAUGCUUCCGCUCCCGCUCCCGCUCCCGCCGCCGCCACAACUAUCGCCGCACCUGUGCCCAGAUUCGACCUCGAUGCUAGCGUCCAGGCCAUGAUGAACAACGCAGGCUACCCCACGCCGGCCACUUCGUCUGCUGACGCAAGGUUGUCCGCCAUGGUGCCUACCCUUGCAGCGCAGCCCGACGUCUGCAUCGGCAGCAAGAGGAGCUAUGCGCAGCACGAUCAGACGAGUCCACUCAGCGAGACCCACUGCUACCGUUCCACUCCGUCGCCAAGCCGCAGUGUCAAGCGUCGCCAGGUGACCGACGACCGAGCUUUGCAGGCCUUCACCUCGGGCCCGCGCAACUACGGCUUGAGCCCUCCGUUUGCCCAGCCUUGCCCACGAAGUGUGUUUGAGCCUCUGGUCUCGACACCCAACACGUUGCUUGCUCCCUACGCCUUCCAGCAGCACUCGGCGGGCGCAGGCGGCAUGAUGCCCAAACAGCACGCUCUUGCCUACUGGCAGUUGGCAGCGGGGUAUGACCGAGGCAUCUUGGGCGUUCACAUGCCUUACGCACCCAUCGCGUCUCAGCAGACCGACUACUUCCACUGGCAGCCAACGCAACAAAGUGUCAAUGGCGAGCACGAGCCUCUGGACAAUGUCAUGAUCCGCAAGCCUCUCUCCUCAACCACACCCUAUCCCACGCCUCCCAUCGACGCCUUUACGCCGUUGCAUCACCAGGCCCAGCAGCACCACCAUCACGCUGCUUACAGCGGUUACCCUUCGACAAAGCAGGGCCUGAUGCACGCCACCGGCUGUGCCCAGUAUACCGGGCAGACCCCGCACGCGCCUUUCAACAACGCAGAAGCACACUACGUCGACCCGCUCUUCAUCCGCUACUAA
Messenger RNA from Sporisorium graminicola, 2127 nucleotides. RefSeq lists its product as uncharacterized. Gene Ontology annotation, molecular function: protein kinase binding; cyclin-dependent protein serine/threonine kinase regulator activity. Gene Ontology annotation, biological process: regulation of cyclin-dependent protein serine/threonine kinase activity. The record is from RefSeq and is a predicted model, not a curated record. The coding region runs from base 1 to 2127 and encodes 708 amino acids. Gene Ontology annotation, cellular component: cyclin-dependent protein kinase holoenzyme complex; nucleus. Lineage: Eukaryota; Fungi; Basidiomycota; Ustilaginomycetes; Ustilaginales; Ustilaginaceae. The transcript has a single exon.